Patiria miniata (bat star) is the source of this 826-nucleotide messenger RNA. RefSeq lists its product as uncharacterized. Bases 60 to 779 code for a protein of 239 amino acids. NCBI's taxonomy places the organism in Eukaryota, Metazoa, Echinodermata, Asteroidea, Valvatida, Asterinidae. The record is from RefSeq and is a predicted model, not a curated record. The transcript has 4 exons.
AUCAACAGAGGGCGGGCUGUAUUUUUUUAAGUUAAAUAGAUCUGGAAUACGUAAACGAAAUGGAAUUCCACAUUCGGUCUUGUGUUGUGCCGAUAAUGGCAUUGUUUUUCGUCCUGGUUUUAAUGAGCCUGUGUACACUUGAGACAGAUGCAUCUGUUUCGGAAACAUGGGAGAAUUUGAAGAAUUCUGACGCCGUGCAACAAGCACAAAAGGAAUGGUCUCGUGCAAGCGCUAAAACACAAAGUUUCAUCAAUAAGGCAUCGAGUGGAAAGCUUACAGAUGACAUCACCACUUACAUCGACAAUACCUUGAUGAAGCUGUUUAGUAUCAGAGUAAGUGAACUACAGAAGACGUUGAAGAAAGCCCAGCAGACCUGGCUGGGCCCCGCCCUCAUGGGUCUCUGGGUUGUCCUGGGUUACGUCACUCUCAAGUUGACCUCAGUGACCUCCUGUCUGGUUGUCAUGUCAACCACGCUCCUGCUUCACUCCAUCUACGGCUCCGUGGUUGUCUUCACUCAGGUUGUCGUUUUUAUUGGCUUGUGCAUGUACGUCACCAACCUGAUAGCCAACAACCUGGUUUUGUCCAUCGUCACCAUCCUCACCUUCUACGUAUCCUACUCCAUCUUUGGCGUGUGCCGACGGGGAACGCCCUCCUCACAGAGCGUGCUCUAUGACCUGGAGGACCGGGUCAUGGACCUGAGCCAGCGGACGGCCGGCAUGGAGAGCAAGAUGGAAGGCCUGGAGCAGAAGAUCGACCUGCUGCUGGAAGGCCGAGAAUGAUACGUGUCAUCCAAGAUUAACGACUAAGUUAUUCCACCAAAAAAAAA